Molecule: messenger RNA, 741 nt
Organism: Lindgomyces ingoldianus
Lineage: Eukaryota; Fungi; Ascomycota; Dothideomycetes; Pleosporales; Lindgomycetaceae
Exons: 5
Coding region: 1-741 (246 amino acids)
Source: RefSeq, a predicted model, not a curated record
AUGAUCAAUUUUCUCUUGCUUCUGCUCUUCUCCUCUUAUCAUGGGCAGGCACACGGCCAUACCUUCGUCUGGGGCGUCUUUGUUAAUGGUGUAGACCAAGGGCUCUUCAAAGGCAUACGGACACCCGCAUACAAUGGCGCACCAGGCGGUGGUGGAUAUUCCAACUCACCAGUCAAAAACCUGACUUCGAUUGAUAUGCGUUGUAACGUCAUGGGAGAUAUCCAAGCUCCAGAUGAAAUCAAAGUUGCUCCAGGAGACAACCUCACUCUCGAUUGGCACCAUGAUAAAAGGAAUGCCGCGGACGAUGUAAUUGCAAGCUCACAUCACGGGCCUGCUCUAGUCUACAUCUCACCAGAUCCUCCAAAAGACAAUUCGUUCGUCAAAAUUUGGCACGAAGGACUGUAUGCGGAGGAGAUACCAGGAAAAUGGGCAACGACAUCAGACAUAGCAAAGAAUGGGGGCCAUAUGAACAUCCGCAUUCCAGCUAGCUUAAAGCCGGGACACUACCUCAUUCGGGCCGAAAUGAUUGGUCUCCAUGAAGGUGAAGUAUCGUACGAGGAGAACCCGAUCCGAGGGGCGCAAUUCUAUCCCAAUUGUGUGCAGAUAGAGGUUACAGGCAACGGCACCGUGGAUCUACCUGAAGGUGUUUCCUUCCCUGGGGCGUAUUCGUACGAAGAUCCCGGGGUCGUUUACGACGUACCGAACCCUUCUUUCCCCACCUUAAGAUUGUCCACUAAUUGA